Durio zibethinus is the source of this 1065-nucleotide messenger RNA. RefSeq lists its product as uncharacterized. Lineage: Eukaryota; Viridiplantae; Streptophyta; Magnoliopsida; Malvales; Malvaceae. The record is from RefSeq and is a predicted model, not a curated record.
UAACACCCCAGACCACACAUAGUUUUUCUCUUUUUUCGUUCUGUGUUUCUCAAAGCUGAUAAACCUCUCAUCAGAACUAAGCUCUUUCAUUAUCAUGUCUUCCCAUGCUAUCUUCUUUCUCGUUUGUCUUUGUAUGCAUGCAUGCAAUGGUCGUCGUCUAGGUUUAGCUGCUGAAGAGACUGGCAAUCAUGUCCAUUUUCUUGCCAGUAAGAAUGUUAAUAAGACAAAACCCCAUGAUCAGUUACAGAUGAGGCCUUCAAUCUCAAUGAAACUACAAACACAGGAAUUACAAGAAGUUGGGGUUCAUGGAAGAAGAAUAGAAGAGAACUUGGUUGGUGCAAAUACUAUGAAGCAAACACUUUUGAGCUAUUUUCUUAAGGGAAAAGAAGCUGUUGCAAAAGCAAUUUCAGGGUAUGAACUUAUCAUUUCUUCUAGGGUUGAUUUGCAAGGCAGGGAAAAAGUAGAGGGAUUGAAGAGAGUAACAAGGUCCAUGCUGGGAAAUUCAGCUGGUGACACAGAGGAAGCAGUUGGUUCCAAAGAAAAGGAAAACGUGGUGGACAUUGACGUAAUGGAUUAUGCACAACCCCAUCGGAAGCCACCUAUUCAUAAUGAAAAAAACUAGACGCCUCCUUCAAAUUAAUCUUAUCCAACAUGUUAUCCUCACCUUCUAGUUUCAUUUAAAAGAGAAAAAAAAUUAUGGUUUCUCCUCAAAAACUAUUAUCUUUAGAUUAAGCGGUAAAAGAUUCGUAUCCUUUACCCAGCAUAUCCUCUUUCCAAAUCAAUCUUUAAGGACGUUUUGUGUACGUUAUUUGAGUACGUAAUAAUAGCAGUUUCAACUUCCUUUGAAAUUAACCAUGUUUUUCAACUAUGUUACCGUGAAGACGGCUUGUAAGAACGUGGUGAAUUGAUGGAUAAUGGCCUGUUUGUAUUGAUGUCUAUAAAGUAAUAUUACUUAUUAAUGAGGCUGUGAAUAAAGAGGAGACACAUAGGGAGUGAUGUUUUGCCAUUUGCCAAAUAUUUUGUUGGUUGUUGUUCUUCAUUAAUGAAAAAGGGCACAGUUAUAUG